AGGUGGCAGAAGUACAUUUACUGACUGCGUGAAACCGAAGAGACGCAACAUCUAACUUCACUUGUGCUGUUUCCACGUGUGAGCCGUUCAGUCACAUUGGCAGAUCAACAGCGACACAAUGAAAAGACCAAAGUUAAGGAAAGCAAGUAAAAGGGUAUCCUGCUCCAAACGUUAUAAAAUACAGAAGAAGGUUCGGGAGCAUAACAAAAAGUUAAGAAAAGAGGCUAAAAAGAAAGGAUUGAAGAAGCGUGUAAAGAAGGAUCCCGGAGUGCCCAACAGCGCCCCCUUCAAGGAGGAGGUCCUCAGAGAGGCAGAGCAAAGGAGGCUGCAGAUUGAAGAAGAGAAAGAAAGAAAACGACAAGCCAAAAAGGAAGAGCGAGCCCUGAAAAGGAAAAACGAGAAGGAAGCCGCUGUUAAAGAAGCAGAACCAAGUGCCAAGAAGGCCCGAAAGGAUACCACAGAACAUAAUACAGUGAAACGUUCAGCUCCAAACAAGAAUUCAAAGCAGCACCUCUGCAGUGAACUAAACAAGGUAAUAGAUGCGUCUGACGUUGUAAUAGAAGUCCUUGAUGCUCGGGAUCCCCUGGGAUGCAGGUGCCCACAAUUGGAGGAGGCUGUGCUACUGGGGGGCAAAAGGAAAUUACUUUUUGUGUUGACCAAAAUAGAUCUUGUACCAAAGGAAAAUGCAGAGAAGUGGAUCGAGUGUUUACAAAGAGAGUUUCCAGUUGUGGCAUUCAAAGCUUCAACACAAAUGCGUGACAAAACUGUGAAAACCAAAAGGAAAAGAGUUGUGCCCUCCAAUGAAGUCCUGAACAGGUCCAAAGGAGCAGCGUGUUUUGGUAGCGAGUGUCUCACCGAGCUACUGACGGCUUACGCCGCUAAGACUCAAAGCGAAGCCUCACUCAAAGUGGGCGUAGUUGGCUUUCCUAAUGUAGGGAAGAGCAGCCUGAUCAACAACUUGAAAGGAAUGAUGGCAUGCCAUGUUGGUAUUGCAAAAGGCACCACAAAAACUGUGCAGGAGGUACACAUGUCGAAGACUGUGAACCUAAUGGACAGCCCGGGCAUCGUCGCUUCGCCGUCCAACCCAGCAGCCUCCAUGGCCCUGAGGAGCCUGCAGGUGGAGGAGGGUCAGGAGACGGUGCUGGAUGCCGUAAAUACAUUGCUCAAGCAGUGUGAUAAGUCCCAGGUCAUGCUUCAGUAUACUGUCCCAGACUUCAGGAAUUCCCUGGAGUUCUUGACCUUGUUGGCCAAAAAGCGAGGCUUCCUGCAGAAAGGCGGCGUUCCAAACACAGUGCAAGCAGCAAAUACUUUCCUUACUGAUUGGACAGGAGCCAAAUUACGCUACCACUGUAAAGUGCCAGGGAACUACAGCCUCCCAAACUACGUGACUGAGGAAGUGAUCACUGAGAUGCAGAACGGCUGGGAUCUAGACAAAGUGAAGGCAGGCAACAUGGAAACUCUGAAAGGUUUUAAAUGUACAAACCUGGCUAGCAGCAUUGGCUUCGUCUCCAGAGGGCCGACUGCAGGUCUGCUGACCGUGGCCGCCAUCCCUGAAGAGCAACCACCUGCAGAGAGGGAGGCGCAGCACAACAGUGAGAAUGAUGAGCCUGGAGAAACAGAGGAGUUGCAUGAAACAGAGGAACUUGAGAAACUGCAGAAAACAGUCAAAGAUAAACCCAGUAAGGUUCAUUUCCAGCCUGUCCCUGUUGACAUCAGCCUCUCUACUGUUUAUACAGAUGAUGCUUAUGACUUCAACACUGAUUUUAAAUGAACUCCCCCCAUAACUCGUGGACUCUUUUCACCAUCCAGAGCUGGAACUACUCAUGACGGAGAACAGCUUUGUGUUUUCGUUUCCCCCUCCACCCCAUUGUUAACUAAACCAUGAUACCCAUAAACGAGCAAGGCCACUGCCAUAAAGUAGUGUGGAAACACAAAUUGCUGAUUGGUCAGAUUAUACCACACAUGUAUGGAAACAAGUUGUGUGCACAGAAAUGAUUACCUGCAUGUUUACUCCAAUUUUAUCUUUUCAUCAGACCAGAGCUGUCUUAACUUCCAGAAAUUGUCCACCUGAUUCUACAUUGAAGUGUUGGCUGAACAAAAACCCAGAGAAUGGUUUUCAGUGAUUACUGCUUUAAACUUUGCUGCAUUGUUUGCCAGCUGAUCCCAUCAGGACUUGCAUUGAGCUGUAGAAAGCAAGACAGGGAGUUACAGUGAUGAGAACUGUAUCGUGUUAUGGAAAUAUGGUCUUUAAAAAGGCUGAGUCACUUCCAGGAUUGUGGUUUCAUUUGCUUAUCCUGCUGUUUGACGUCACUAUUAUUAGGCCAGGUGCUGCGAAACUCCUGCUUGUACUUAAACCUAAAAAACGGUGAAACAUACCUCGACUCAUGGACGAAACUUUACCCUCAGCUAGAUGUUUUUUCCCCUUAAAUUUACCUAUCCAGCCUUACCCAUCAAGAUAAUUUGACGCUUAUGUGACUGACUUUAUUAUUAAGCAGUUGUGUAUACUUGAUUAUGCUGUUGUGACUGGAGGUCAUUUGUAGGAUCUUAAUCUAUAACCAUGUAUAUAGAUGUGCACCUAUAAACCUAUUAAAUCAAAA
Xiphophorus hellerii (green swordtail) is the source of this 2597-nucleotide messenger RNA. It is a transcript of the gene gnl3, whose product is annotated as G protein nucleolar 3. The transcript is spliced from 15 exons. Lineage: Eukaryota; Metazoa; Chordata; Actinopteri; Cyprinodontiformes; Poeciliidae. The record is from RefSeq and is a predicted model, not a curated record. Bases 119 to 1771 code for a protein of 550 amino acids. Gene Ontology annotation, cellular component: nucleolus. Gene Ontology annotation, molecular function: GTP binding.